Molecule: messenger RNA, 1182 nt
Organism: Pyricularia grisea
Lineage: Eukaryota; Fungi; Ascomycota; Sordariomycetes; Magnaporthales; Pyriculariaceae
Exons: 1
Coding region: 1-1182 (393 amino acids)
Source: RefSeq, a predicted model, not a curated record
AUGCCAGCAACCAAACGGGUGUCGUUCGUGUCCCCUCAAGCAACAAACACACCCAAAUAUGCAGCCGAUGAGAUCCCGUCCGAGCAUCAAGCUCUCGUUUUCACAUCGACGGCCACCGGCCUUGAGCUAAAAACAGUCUCAACCCCAAGAAAUCCACAACUCGGCACCGUCCUGGUUCGCGUCGAGGCGGCCACUAUUCUUUCCUACCAGGGCGGCAUAUACAAUGGUACACGCCAAUAUCCACAGAUCGGCUCCCCACAUUCCGGCGGCUACAGCGGGGUGGGCCGCAUAGCCGCUGUAGGCGCUGACGCCACUGCCCUGCGGGUAGGCCAAUUUGUUUUUGCCGACUGCGACGUGCGUGCCCGUGACGGCGACGGGUGGUUCCUUGUCGGGACGCAGACCGCCUCCGACGCCGGUGCACGUCGCGUCAACGAAGAGGUGUACAGGGAUGGCGCCUUUGCCGAGUAUUUCACGGUCCCGCUCGAGAACUGCCACCCUCUUGACGAGCCACGUCUCACGCGUGAGCUCGGUUAUUCGGUUGCUGACAUCGCCUAUAUGAGCUACCUGCUCGUCGCGUAUGGUGGUCUACGUGACAUUGGCAUCGAGGCUGGUGAGACUGUCGUCAUCGCACCUGCAACGGGUGGCUUCGGCGGUGCAGGUGUGUUGACUGCUCUGGCUAUGGGAGCGCGCGUGGUUGCCAUGGGCCGGAGCGAGAAUGAGUUGGCCCGGCUCAAGGUGCACGCCAUGGAGGGGUAUCCGGGAAGAAAUGAUAUGGUCGAGACGGUGCGUAUCACGGAUGACGAGGCGGGGAUCGCGGCAGAAUUGCGAGCCCUUGGAACCAUCGACGCUGUGCUGGACUUUUCCCCGCCCGAAGCAGACGGGUCUUGUUACUUGAGGUGCGCCAUAAGGUCGUUGCGGCCGAAGGGAAGAGUGUCACUGAUGGGGUUUUCGACGGAUUUCGCCGACCAUGCCGUCGUUAUGAAUAGUCUUUGUCUGCGGGGCAAGGUGAUGUACGAGCGAGACGACGUAUCGCGGUUUGUCAAGUUGCUUGAGCGUGGGCUGUUUCCCCGUGGCAAGGGCUUUGUCGACACAAAGGUGUUUAGGCUCGAUCAGGCAAACGAAGCGCUCGACGCCGCAGCAGAACAUGCUGGGUGCGGCCGGUCUGUGGUGUUUGCUCCUUGA